CUGUGUUUGGAACAAGUCAGAGCCGCCGUGUCGUUUCUCAUCUCGCCGGUCAACUUUCAGAGAGAGAGAGAGAGAGAGAGAGAAGAAAAAUGCAUUUGAGUGAGAACGAAGGUAUCGAAGGCAACACCUUCGUGGUCACUGGAGGCCUUGGCUUCGUCGGUGCCGCUCUCUGUUUAGAGCUCGUUCGUCGUGGUGCUCGCCAAGUCCGCUCUUUUGACCUCCGCAACUCUUCUCCUUGGUCCGAUGACCUCAAAAACAGUGGCGUUCGCUGCAUUCAAGGUGAUGUGACGAAGAAAGGAGAUGUGGAUAGGGCUUUAGAUGGAGCUGACUGUGUUUUGCAUCUUGCUUCUUAUGGUAUGUCUGGGAAAGAGAUGCUUCAGUUUGGUCGCUGUGACGAGGUUAACAUAAACGGGACUUGUAAUGUCUUGGAAGCUGCGUUUAAACAUGAGAUUACAAGGCUUGUAUAUGUCAGCACUUAUAAUGUUGUGUUUGGUGGUAAGGAGAUUCUGAAUGGUAAUGAAGGUUUGCCGUAUUUUCCUCUUGAUGAUCAUGUUGAUGCCUAUGGUCGAAGUAAAUCGAUUGCAGAACAGUUGGUUCUCAAGAGUAAUGGCCGACCUUUUAAGAAUGGGGGCAAACGGAUGUACACAUGUGCAAUUCGUCCAGCAGCUAUAUAUGGACCUGGCGAAGAUAGGCAUCUUCCUAGGAUUGUUACUCUAGCAAAGUUGGGUAUGAACCUCUUUAAGAUCGGUGAACCGAGUGUCAAAACAGACUGGAUUUAUGUCGAAAACCUUGUCCUAGCAAUCAUCCUGGCUAGCAUGGGACUCUUGGACGACAUUCCUGGCAGAGAAGGACAUCCCGUCGCUGCUGGUCAACCAUAUUUUGUCUCUGACGGUUCCCCAGUGAAUACCUUUGAGUUUCUACGUCCCUUACUAAAAAGUUUAGACUAUGACCUGCCCAAGUUUACAAUCUCUGUACCUUUUGCACUGUCCUUGGGUAAGAUCUUCCAAGGUGUCUACACUUUGCUAUAUCCAUGGCUAUCAAAGAGCUGGUUACCACAGCCCCUUGUUCUUCCUGCUGAAGUCUACAAGGUCGGUGUUACCCAUUAUUUCUCAUAUCUUAAAGCCAAGGAAGAGCUUGGAUAUGUUCCAUUCAAGAGCUCCAAGGAAGGUAUGGCUGCAACUAUCUCAUACUGGCAGGAAAGGAAACGGAGAUCUUUAGACGGUCCAACCAUAUUCACUUGGAUAGCUGUUACACUAGGAAUGUCGGCUCUUUUUGCUGCGGGAUGGUUACCCGACAUAGGACCUGUGCCGUUCUUAAGAGCCCUACACCUCUUCUUCUUCCGGACAAUCACGGUUGUAAAGGCUGUCUUCAUCAUAUCAGUGAUACUACAUGUUGGAGAAGGAAUCUAUGCGUGGGUUCUGGCUAAACGAGUCGACCCAGGAAAUGCAAUGGGGUGGUUCUUGCAAACCUGCGCUCUCGGGUUCUUCUCAAUGCGGUUUUUAUUGAAGAGAGCCAAAGACCACCAGAUUUAGAACCAGCCUUGUUUUGAUGUUGUAAUCAAAAAAAGUUUUACAUGAUAAAUGUUUUCAAGAUUG
This is a messenger RNA of Arabidopsis arenosa, 1595 nucleotides long. NCBI's taxonomy places the organism in Eukaryota, Viridiplantae, Streptophyta, Magnoliopsida, Brassicales, Brassicaceae. The record is from the annotation of a GenBank genome assembly.